This is a messenger RNA of Rhodamnia argentea, 1893 nucleotides long. RefSeq lists its product as uncharacterized. Bases 452 to 1258 code for a protein of 268 amino acids. The transcript has 2 exons. NCBI's taxonomy places the organism in Eukaryota, Viridiplantae, Streptophyta, Magnoliopsida, Myrtales, Myrtaceae. The record is from RefSeq and is a predicted model, not a curated record.
UCGAAGAAUGUCGGCAGGUGACGUGUCGCGAAUGCCCGAGAAACGGGGACGCUUCCACGACGUUGGAUUGGACACGCCUCGACGCAUCGUGGCCGCACAUUUGGCACGCUGUUUUUUGUCUCUGCUGCUCCCACCGUCUCCCGGUCGCUCCGAGUUUCGGCACGCUUCUAAUCUCGUCACGUGCGCGUGCGUCCACCGAUAUCGGUCUCCGCUCUCGCUCUCUCCCCCCACGACUUGCUCGAGCUGACGAGGUAACCCUGCACUCCCAUCUCGUUCUCCCUGCAAAUCCUUCACGUCCCCGAGGGUGAAAUGGUGACAGCUUGUUGCUCUGGCAAGCACUAUUGACCCAGGCAAGGCUAAUUUUCCGUGAUGCCUACCGAGUGCAUCAAUUUUUUAAACUUCUCCUAAUAGAGUCGCUUGUGAAGCCUUGUGCCCUUACGCCUUCCGUAGAAUGUGGAAUUUUGGACCCAACUUUAGUGCUGGAAAUGUUGUUUCAAAAAGUGAGAAUCAAAAAUCGACUCAAGCUGCAUCAGAAUGCUCAGAUGAUGAUGUCUCUUCCAAUAUUAGCACAGAGGAAGGUCUGGAGUGCCCUAUAUGCUGGGAAUCCUUUAAUAUAGUUGAAAAUGUCCCUUAUGUCUUGUGGUGCGGCCAUACCCUUUGCAAAAAUUGUAUUUUAGGAUUGCAAUGGGCAGUUGUGAAGUUUCCUACUCUUCCGAUUCAGCUUCCGCUCUUCAUCUCCUGUCCAUGGUGCAAUCUCUUGUCCUUCCGUCUAGUUUAUAAGGGCAACCUUAAGUUUCCCCGAAAGAACUAUUUCUUGCUCUGGAUGGUCGAGAGCAUGAAUGGUGACCGAGGGAAAUUGUGCUCCUCCUCCUGUGAAGAUCAUCAGUUACAGUGGCCAUCAAACAGUAAUCCAUCUCUGGGAAGUCGAGUGAGCAGGGGUAACUUGAGGAGGAUGCAACAUGUCCACCGUAGUGAGUCAGCUGGAUCAAGUCAUGAUCAAAAUCGUGUCAAUGUCUCUCUCAAUAUGGAAAGAAUACAUUCUUCCUUGCGGAAAUCUCUGGUUUUCUUUGUUCACCUGACGGCAAAAUUCCCUCUAGUUAUCAUAUUCCUCCUCAUUGUGCUAUAUGCAAUACCGGCCAGUGCAGCCAUCUUGGCUUUGUACAUGCUUAUCACAGUUCUUUUUGCUCUCCCUUCCUUUCUCAUCUUGUACUUUGCAUAUCCUAGCUUGGACUGGCUUGUGAGGGAGAUCAUCACUUAAGAGGCCAGUUGCUUUUGCCUAUUUCAGUGUGAAUAUUAGCUUCCAUCUGUGAAAAAUACCCUCAUACCCAUAUAAAUUUUUCUAAGUCUCACCUUCCAUGGAAUUCUUGGCUGCUCAUUUUCUGUAAGUCCGUGAUCUCAUUAUUUCCCUUAUCAUCAACUAGGCUAGUUGGUCAUGUGAUUUAAACUUUGUCAUGUCUUUUCAGAAACUCAUUGGCAGUGUGAUUUGACGGCCUUGUUUUUGUGCUGGUUCUGUUUUUGUGCUGGUUCUUCAUUCUCAGAGUUACUCUUAAUAAAUCUCUGUGUUAGGACUAUCUCAUCCAGAGAAUCACUGCCAGAGGUUGCUAUGUCUUCUUAAUGUGGCGGGGCUCUUAUAGAAUAAUGUUGAAAAACUCUUUUUAGUGGUUUAGUUGAUUUAUAAAGCUGUGAGUUUGUAUAGAGACCAAUGUUAAAAAUGAAAUCUUUGUUCGAUUAUGCCGGAGGAGAUGGAGGAGAUGGUUCGUGGCUUUGUAAAAAGGAACAUUUCAUCUGUGCAAUUUCUUUUUAGCCAGUGGAUUGUCAUGAAGUCAGGAGGUCUUUCUUUCUUCCAAGUGAUGGUGAGAGAUUUGGAGAAGUCCCAGCUGUUCAUUGUAUUGA